CACAGAGGGGAGGAGCUGAUGUCCACACUCCGUAUCUGUGAGAGUGCACCAUGGGAUCUGCGGUCCUUGCGAGUCUCCUCCUCUGCCUGAUGACGUCAUCAGUGUGUGCCGGAGUGGGCGGAGCCAGUCAAGGUGGCGCUGUGCUGUGUCCCCUGCAGUGUGUGUGUGAGACGCGGCCUUGGUACACUCCUCAGUCCGUGUACCACCAGGCCAGGACGGUGGACUGUAACGAGCUCCACCUGCAGAGAGUGCCGGCUAACGUCUCCUGGGACACUCAGGUGUUGCUGCUGCAGAGUAACAACAUCUCCUCCAUCACCACCGAGCUGCUGAGUCUGACCAACCUGACGGAGCUGGACCUGUCCCAGAACCACUUCACUCAGGUGAGCUCCAUGGGUCUGUCCUCCCUGGGCCGGCUGGUGACUCUGUACCUGGAGGAGAACCACAUCGAGGAGCUGGAGGACUUCAGUCUGAGGAACCUGUCCAGCCUGGAGGAGCUCUACAUGAACCACAACAAGAUCUCCUCCAUCGGACCCAAAGCCUUCGCCGGGCUCACCAACCUGCUGAGGCUCCACCUGAACUCCAACCGGCUCGUGGCCAUCGACAGCCGCUGGUUCGAGUCCCUGCCGUCGCUGGAGAUCCUGAUGAUCGGGGAGAACCCCAUCCUGGGUCUGGAGGAGAAGAACUUCCUGCCUCUGUCCCGCCUCCACAGCCUGGUCCUGGCCGGGAUGGGUCUGGCCUCCGUCCCGUCUGCAGCCUUCCUGGGUCUGGACUACCUGGAGAGCCUGAGCUUCUACGACAACCGGCUCAGGUCGGUUCCUCGGGACGCUCUGAGCGUGCUCCCCAACCUGAAGUUCCUGGACCUGAACAGGAACCCGAUCAGCCGAAUCCAGCAGGGAGACUUCCAGAACCUUCAGCACCUGGAGGAGCUCAGUCUGAACAACAUGGACGAGCUGCUGAUGGUGGAGCGAGCAGCUUUCCAGAACCUUCCAGAGAUCGCCAAACUGGAGAUCUGCAGCAACUCCAGACUGUCCUACAUCGACCCGCAGGCCUUCAGCGACCUGUCCUCCCUGCGGACGCUCCUCCUGCACAGUAACCAGCUGAGCCUCCUCUCUGGAGACCUCGUCUCCUCGCUUCCUUCCCUUGAGGAGCUGUCUGUGCACUCGAACCCUCUCAGGUGUGACUGUCUCUCCUCCUGGGGUCCUCACCUGGGCAACCAGUCCCACUUGAAGCUGCUGGAGUCCUCCAUCACGCUCUGCGCCUCCCCCGCUCACCUGGUUGGACGGGAGCUGCAGGAGGUGGUGGCGCUCGGGUGGGGCGGGGGCGGAGCCAACAGCUGCCUGCCUCACAUCUCUCCUCACACCUUUCCGCCCGCCAUGAACGUCAGCGCCGGGCAGCCGAUCACGCUGGAGUGCUGGGCUGACGCUGACCCCGCCCCUCAGUUCUACUGGGUGACGCCCACUGGAGACAAGGUGAGCUCGGAGGCCGUGGCUGCACCAAUCAUAUCAGAGGAGGGGCGUGGCCUGAGCAGGAAGAAGAAGAAGAAGCACCGUAUGUCUGAGCCUGGAGCGCUGGUGAUCGAGCACGCCGAGCCGUCAGACGCAGGUGUGUACACCUGUGUGGCGUGGAACAUGGAGGGAGCUGACACAAAAAGCGUCUCAGUGUUCGUGGACUCUCAGGGAUCCGGGGCCUCCUGGUCGGGCGGGACCAGCUGGUGGGGCGCUAACCCCGGCAGAGAGCUGCCGUGGACAGGGAACUCAUCCUCAGCUUCCCUCGUGCUGAUGGCCAAGGUGGUGCACGCCCAGUCGGUGGUCUUGGAGUGGAAGCUGUUUCCCAGUAGAGGACCUUCACCUGUGGGUCAGAUCCAUCAGGAUGCCCCCCUCCCUCUGCCUCGCUGGACCAGCGCCACGGUGCACAUCGACAACCCCCAGAUCAGUUACACGGCCAAGGUCCCCGUAGACGUUCAGGAGUAUAACCUGACUCACCUCCUUCCCUCCACCGAGUACCACGUCUGCCUCACCGUCUCCUCCUCUCCUCCCUCCUUCACCUCCCCCUCCUCCUCUCCCAGCUCCUCCCCGACCUCCAUCUCUCCCUCCUCCUCCUCCUCUCCUUCCUCCCCCGUCCACACUUCCUGUCUGAACGUCACCACCAAGGAGUCGGGCUUCUUGGUGGAGAUGGUGGCGUCUCGGCGCAGCAACGUGGCGCUGGCGGCGGUGAUGGGCUCCAUGUUCGCUCUGUCCAUCAUGGCGCUGCUGGUGGUCUACAUGGGGCGCCGCGUGCAGCAGCACAAGUCCUGCGGCCACUCGCUGAAGAAGUACAUGCAGCACGCCACCUCCAUCCCCCUGAACGAGCUGUACCCGCCGCUCAUCACGCUGUGGGAGAGCGAGGCCGAGAAGGACAAGGACGACAAGGAGGCAGAGGAGAGGGAGAGGGAACAAAGACAGUCCUCAGAGGGAACAAAGACAAUCCUCAGAGGGAACAAAGACAGUCCUCAGAGGGAACAAAGACAAUCCUCAGAGGGAACAAAGACAAUCCUCAGAGGGAACAAAGACAGUCCUCAGAGGGAACAAAGACAGUCCUCAGAGGGAACAAAGACAGUCCUCAGAGGGAACAAAGACAGUCCUCAGAGGGAUCAAAGACAGUGCUCAGAGGGAACAAAGACAGUCCUCAGAGGGAUCAAAGGCAGUCCUCAGAGGGAUCAAAGGCAGUCCUCAGAGGGAUCAGAGGCAGUCCUCAGAGGGAUCAAAGGCAGUCCUCAGAGGGAACAAAGACAGUCCUCAGAGGGAACAAAGAAAGCCCUCAGAGGGAUCAAAGGCAGUCCUCAGAGGGAACAAAGACAGUCCUCAGAGGGAUCAAAGGCAGUCCUCAGAGGGAACAAAGACAGUCCUCAGAGGGAACAAAGACAAUCCUCUGAGGGAACAAAGACAGUCCUCAGAGGGAACAAAGACAGUCCUCAGAGGGAACAAAGACAAUCCUCUGAGGGAACAAAGACAGUCCUCAGAGGGAACAAAGACAGUCCUCAGAGGGAACAAAGACAAUCCUCUGAGGGAACAAAGACAGUCCUCAGAGGGAACAAAGACAGUCCUCAGAGGGAACAAAGACAGUCCUCAAAGGGAUCAAAGGCAGUCCUCUGA
Molecule: messenger RNA, 3131 nt
Organism: Notolabrus celidotus (New Zealand spotty)
Lineage: Eukaryota; Metazoa; Chordata; Actinopteri; Labriformes; Labridae
Product: leucine-rich repeat neuronal protein 1
Exons: 14
Coding region: 51-3131 (1026 amino acids)
Molecular function (GO): protein binding
Source: RefSeq, a predicted model, not a curated record